Molecule: messenger RNA, 2498 nt
Organism: Stegodyphus dumicola
Lineage: Eukaryota; Metazoa; Arthropoda; Arachnida; Araneae; Eresidae
Biological process (GO): meiotic cell cycle; spindle assembly; cytoplasmic microtubule organization
Cellular component (GO): gamma-tubulin complex; spindle pole; microtubule organizing center
Molecular function (GO): gamma-tubulin binding; microtubule minus-end binding
Source: RefSeq, a predicted model, not a curated record
AUGACUCAUCCUUAUGAAGCAAUCACUUUGGGCUCAAUAUGUGGUUUGUGUUUCAAAGAAAAAGAGUUUGAUAUAGCACCUAAGGGCUUAGGUCUCCUUUCCAAGUUACAUCAUUCAGCUUGGGCUCAUAAAAGGAAAGAAAAUGCAGUUUUGAUAGCUGUGCUGUUAAAAUACACAUAUGCACCUUAUUUUAAUUUUUUGAAUAAGUGGAUGACCGAAGGUAUUUGCUAUGAUCCAUAUGGUGAAUUUCAAAUUGUGGAAGAUUCAAAGUACCUAAGCAGAAGAGAUGAAUUAUAUUGGAAAUUUGCAUACACUGAAAAUCUUGAUGAUUCUAUGAGAGCUGUCCCUUCAGAGAUAUGCAAAUAUUCCCAAGGUAUUCUUCAGUGUGGCAAAAGUAUCAGAUUAUUGAAGCUUUGCUGCCCAGAGCUAUUCAGUUUAAAGUACAUUUUCUGCAAUCCACCACCUGAACUCUCGAUGGUAUUUUCAUUUCAUGCUGCAAUUCAAAAAGCAAAAGCUAGUGUUGCUUAUAUCAAAGAAAAAGAGCAAGUGGAAAAGGCAUAUGAAGCAAAUUGUUUAGAAAUAUCUGAAGAUCAGUUUUUGAUUAAUUGUCAAGUAUUUGUAGAUAAGAGAACAGUGUUUAAUAAAGUAGAAAGAAAGUGGAAUAUUCUUCGUAUAUCUCAUUUAAUGAAUGAAAAUAUAAAAUGCCACCACAGUAAAAUUAGUAAUCUGAAUAACUGCAAGAAUAAAUCAAGUAAACAUACAGAUUCUUCUAGGAAUUCAUUUAGAAAAUGCCAUUCAUUAUGUGAUUUGGCAUUUAAAGAAGAUGGAUCUCAAGGUUUUAGUGGCAAACUUUUGAGUUGUAUUGGCCUUCUGUUUAGCUCAUGUGGCUAUAUAAAUAAUACUGAAUCAAAUAUUUUAGAUUUGAAAAUAUUUACAAAUGACAACUGUAGUCUGUGUUCUGAAGAUUUCAGUAAACAGUUGAAACUCAAAUCAUAUGCUCAUGUUAUCCCAUCUAAAGAAUUUGGACCUGAAAAUCAGUUUUACUGCACAUAUAUUGAUUUAACUUUUGUCUGUGGGCCAAAAGGUAGUUCUGGAAAAUAUAUGUCACGUAAUUUCAGUAGAAUCUCUUCUGAUUUUUUUAAUACAAAGCACUUAUCUCCGAUAUCUCUGAAUUGUGAAGAUGAAAGAAAUUGUUUUAUUUCUAAUAAUGAUAUUUUUCAUACCAAGCUUGCAAAAUCAGCUCGUUCUUUUGCAAAUGAAGAUGCAGUUGAGAAAGCUAUUCUUGUAGGGUCCUUUGCUGACCGUCUUCUUGAUUUACUCGUCAGUGAGUACGGGGACAGUAAGGAUGAUAUAUAUUCAUGUAUACAGAUGACUUCUUUGCAGAGUCUAAUGCUGUAUAAUUUCAAUGCUAUAUUGAAAAUGAGGAUCCACCUUGUUGAGAAGAUGAUAAUGAAGUUUGUUAUGAAUGAUCUACGACUUGAUUCAUUAUUAAUGAGUUUGAGGAAUGUAUACUUUUUUCAAGAUGAAGGAUUCAGUCAAACACUUUGUGAACAUUUGUUUAUCUUGGUACUUGGAUGUAAAUCUCCUGCUGAGUUUGCUAAUUGGACUGUUUUAAAUGAAGUGAUCUCAACUGCUGUUGGUGACAACUGCUGUUCUAAUGCCUCUGUUUUAGCUUCUUUAAGUGUAAAAGCUACAUCUGUCCCUGAAGAUUCUCUUUGGGAAUGGAAUGACUUUCUUCGCCUCUUUCGGAUUGAGUUUAAGGUUGAAUGGCCAUUGAAUAUCAUCAUACAUCGAGCUUGUAUUGCACAAUAUAUGAAUAUAUUCUCAAAAUUACUUGAAAUGGAAUUUCUAUGUUGGCUACUUGGUCGAAUAUGGAGAUCUUGUCUUACUGAUGAAAGGACUCUGCUUCUUCAAGAUUCACCACAGUAUAAAGAAGUAAUGUUAAAAAGAUUUGAUAUGGAUCAGUUUGUAAGAAUUAUUAGAAAUUCUAUAUACUUACAUUUUCGAGGUCCUUUAUGGGAAUAUCUGAUGAAGAGCAUUUCCUCUGAUGGUUUAAGUAUUGAUGCAUUGGAAAAUAUUCACAUGCAGUAUUUAGAAAAAGCUUUGUCAAGAUGUUUCUUAACUGAAGAAAAUAGCAUGCUUCAUGAACUUAUUUCUGUAAUGUUUCGACACAUUUACAACUUCUGUAAAGCAGCUCUGGAAUGUAAUUGGAAGCUAAACACUCAUACUAAUGUAUAUGAAACAUCUGCAUUUACUGAAAUGACUACAGCAUUCCAAAUAUACAAGAAAUUUCAAACUGUAUUUUAUAAACUGUGGCUACAGAAAUCAUUUUCUGUGGGCAGGCAUACUAAAGGAAACAUUGACAAAGAAGUAUGGAAGAUACUGGGACAAAGAGUAUCUAGAAUUUCUUGAAGCUAUAUUAGAGACUAGCGGGAGUGGUAGCUAAUGUAUGAAAAUGUGCAAUGUAAAUAAAUAUAAAAUAGUUGUAUGUAUUCAAA